Eriocheir sinensis (Chinese mitten crab) is the source of this 6191-nucleotide messenger RNA. RefSeq names its product serine/arginine repetitive matrix protein 2-like. Gene Ontology annotation, cellular component: preribosome, large subunit precursor. NCBI's taxonomy places the organism in Eukaryota, Metazoa, Arthropoda, Malacostraca, Decapoda, Varunidae. Gene Ontology annotation, molecular function: rRNA binding. Gene Ontology annotation, biological process: ribosomal large subunit assembly. Bases 334 to 5811 code for a protein of 1825 amino acids. The record is from RefSeq and is a predicted model, not a curated record. The transcript is spliced from 6 exons.
CACACCAGCGACACAGAAGAAGAAGAAGGAAGAGGAGGAGGAGGAGGAGGAGGGGAAGAAGAACGAACACACACCAGCGACACAGAAGAAGAAGAAGAAGGAGGAGGAGGAGGAGGAGGAGGAGGAGGAGGGGAAGAAGAACGAACACACACCAGCGACACAGAAGAAGAAGAAGAAGGAGGAGGAGGAGGAGGAGGAGGAGGAGGAGGAGGAGGAGGAGGAGGAGAAGAAGAACGAACACACACCAGCGACACAGAAGAAGAAGAAGAAGGAGGAGGAGGAGGAGGAGGAGGAGGAGGAGGAGGAGGAGAAGACAGCAGCAGCAGCGACAGUAUGAAGGACAGAUCAGUAGGGGAAAUCUCAGUCACCAUCCCUCAGCUCAGCAUAAUCUCGCUCCGCUCAGCACGCCAGGUCAGCAGUCUCGUGAGGCAGUUCAGCGCUGACCCCCCGCCCCCCCUGACCCCCCAGCACCCCUCUGAUGCCCCCCAUAGCUACCCUGGGGCAACACACAGCCAUGGGGUCGCAAAAAUCAUUGGUCAACUUGAGAUACAGAGGAACGGAAGGGAAGGAAAGGGGAGGGAGAAGGAGGAGGAGGAGGAGGAGGAGGAAGAAGAGAAGAAGGAGAAGAAAAUAAUAUGCUAUCUCCAACAGUUAAAGAAGAGGAAUGAGGAAGAGGAGGAGGAGGAGGAGGAAGAGAGGAGGAGGAAGAGGGCUGUCAUCUCCCAUAAGCAUACCUCCUCCACCUCCUUCUUCUUCCCCUCCUCCUCCUCCUCCUCCUCCUCUGUUACUGUUGCUUCCUCCUCCUCUUCCUCCUUUUUCCUUCCUGAACCUCCUCCUCCUCCUCCUCCUGUCCCGACUUCCUCCUCUUCUCCUCCUCCUCCACCUCCUCUUCCCUCUUCCUUACAUCCCACCUCCUCUCCUCUCCAUUCCUCCCUUCCUCUUCCUUCCUCCUCUUCCUCCUCCUCCUCUUCCUCCUCCCAUCUUUCCUCCACCAAGCCAAGAGAAAGAACAGAAUGGAGGAGGAAGAGAAGAAAAGAGGAGGAGGAGGAAGAGGAGGAAAAGAGCAACAAAAAAGAGGAAGAGGAAGAAAUAAAUGCCAUAGUUAAAGAGGAAGAGGAAGAGGAGGAAGAGGAGGAGGAGGAGGAGAGGAAGAGGAGGGAGGAAGACAGUGCCAUUAAAGAAGAAGAAAUGAGUGCCAGAAAAGAAGAGGAAGAAGAAGAAGAAAAAGAAGAAGAGGAGGAGGAGGAGGAGGAGGAGGAAGAACCAAGUGCCAUAUGGAAGGAAGAAGAGGAGGAGGAGGAGGAAGAAAUUAGUGCCAUAGGGAGGAAAGAGGAAGAAGAAGAGGAGGAGGAGGAGGAGGAGAACAGUGCCAUAGAGGAACAGGAGGAGGAGGAGGAGGAGGAGGAGGAGGAGAACAGUGCCAUAGAGGAGGAGGAGGAGGAGGAGGACAGUGCCAUAGACAGAGUGCAAAAGAGGAGUGCCACCCCCUCCCUCUCUCACCUCCCCUCCCCCACCCCCUCUCCCACCCCACCACGGCACCCCCUCACACCCCCUACCCCGCGGCCCCCCUCUCGCGGACAGUGCCAGGGCCAGCGCAGCAGAUCCCUGAGUGCCAGCAUAGACAGCCUCGGGCCCCCCAGCCGCCCCCCUCAGAGGCCAAGGGGGGGCGGGGGGGGCCUUGGACGCAGGUGUGUGAGUACGGCAGCCCUUGACCAGGAGGGGGGUGCCAAGGCUGCCGGGGGUGCCAGGGCGGGAGGGGGGCUGCGUCGGGCGCUCAGCACAAGCCUCACCAGCAUUAGGGGUGCCGGAGGGGGGCGAGGAGGGGGUAGGGGGGUGGUAGGGAGUCCGGACUAUAGCCAUGUCCAAGGGAAAGUCCGGCAAUAUAUCAAGGAGAUUAAACAGCUGAGUGCCAAGUGCCGUCCUCCGCCGCCCAGUGCCUCCACGUCGCUCCCCGCCACCCCAGCACGCACCUGGCACCACCCCAAUCACCCCACAUAUCGCACCGGCACCCCAGACCUCGACCAGCUCCUCCACCUCACCGACGCAGAGGAAUCCGAACUUUCCCCGCGACUCCGAGACCUCCGGCGCUUGGUCUUGGAAGGGGGCGGGGCGGCGGGGGGCAUGCUGGGGGAGGUCCUGGGGAUGCUGGUGGAGGAGCGGAGGUGCCGGCACUCUAGCGACACGACCCUAGCGGCACUUCAACUCCGAUAUGAUAACCUGAACGCAAUGCUUGCCGAGAAGGAGAACGAAAUUGACAGACUCCGACUCCUACGCACUCAGGAGGUGACGAAGGAGUACGUCGUGACUCUGAGGACUCGCAGGGGGAGCCUUAAUGACCUCCCCCCCCCGACGCCCCCCCCAGCCUCCCCCGUCACCCCUGGAACCUCCCCCAAUACCAGCAAAACAUGCCCCCUGGCCCUCACCCCAAGCCAGGUCUCAUCAAGUGCCCCCUGCCUUGUCCGAGCGACCUCCACCCCCAUAGCUGACCCCCUGCCCAACCUGACCUUUUCCCCCUACACUCCAAGCCCCCUGGGGAGGUCAUCCACACGGGGGGCAGAGGGGGGAGAGGAUAGGACAGAGAGAAGACAAGAGGAAGUAAAGGAAGAAAGGAGAGAUAGAAGUGGAGGGAAGGAGGAAGGAGGAAGAGAGGAGAAGAAGAAGGAGGAGGAGGAGAAGAGCAAGAGUAAGGAAGAGGAAGAAGUGAUAAAGAAGUGGAUUGAAGAUACAAAGUCCAUCGUCAGAAAGGUCAGUGAGUUGGCGGUGUUGGUGCGCAGCGAGGCCGUUCAACACCACGAGAAAGACACCAUUUGGACCAGCAUCCUCGGCCAGUACUGGCAAAUCUCCACCCAGUUCCCUUUGAUCACCCUCCUCGCCGGGCCACACCACCGCACAGGGACGCUUCUGCAGGACGCUGGGAGGGCCAUACAAGCUGCUGCCACAUCCCUGGGGCUUCAAAUAGUGUCACAGUGCCAGGGGGGAGCCACACCAGGGCCACAGUCUGAUUCACCCAAGAGGAACAGUGCCAAAAGCCUUAAGCCUGAUUCAAGUGCCAUUCCAAUUGUUACGGACUUCACCGGAGGGUCACAUGGCACCCCAGUGGAGGAUUCCGUCCCCCAGAGGUCCCCAAAUACCCCAGGUUCACCCCAAAACCCCAGGGGACUUAAACCACUGGGUGAGGGUGAACGGAAGAGCCCCAGUGUGUGUGUGGGUACAGCGGGGGUUGGUGAGGUGUCCAGUGGGGUGCCAGGGGGGGGGUGCCGAGGGGAAGGUCUUACCCCCAGCCCGGCACUCUCGCAGCAGUCACUGAAAACUGUCGGCCCUCUGGAGAAGGUUAAGCUCUGGCAGGCAUCUCUCAUCCACGACCCAGCUUCUCCUCCCCCAGUGCCAGCCUUCCCCCCUUCCUCCGGCACCCCUAGCCCUGCCCCGUCCCUCCUCUCCCUGGGGUCAAGUCACUCCUUCACCCCGGACAGCAUACCGCUCCCCCAGGCCCCCAGCACACCAUCCGAGGACCAGUCAGCUGAGGAGUGCCGUGAUAUGGAUGAGGCGGAGGGGGACAAGGCACUGGGCGGCGUGGAGUGCCAUUUGCCGAAGCAGUCGUGGCGUUCGAGCAGUGCCACGCCGCGUACCCCCUGGGGAAGACUCGCGCACCCCAGGGACAUUGAUAGUGGGUGCCCAGGGUCGGAACACAGCACAAGGUUUAGCCAGAACGCGAGUCUUGAACCGACAGAGUCAACGCUGGUUUUCCCUCAGUCGCACCCUACACACACCCUCCCUAACACACCCUUACACACCCCAGCCUCCACCACACUCCCCCACACCACAUCCCACGCCUCCUUACCCCCACACGGCUUAUCAAACACCCACAGUGACCCUCAUAUCACCUCCCACAGUCUCCCGCAUCCCCGGUACACUUACAAGGCCCCCACGCACCCCUGCACCCCUUCCAGCACCCCUACCUACCCUGGGGCCACUUCCCAAGCACCCCCACAUCCCCAGGCUGUCCCUAACUCCCUGACACCCACGCACACCCCACAAGACACCCUCACAUACCCCCCCUCACCCCAGGGUCAUAUCUUACCCCCUCCAGCAGUCCCCCAGGUCACGACACAUAUACCAGAACACACACUACCACCCCAGGGCCCUCAGGAGUCACCAUACAGCCACACAGCACCCCCAGUCUCCCCCCAGCUCAGCCCUCCCCCAGAAAGCAAGGCCGCAAGUUCCCCCACCUCGGAGCUUCUGACGAUAGCGUUCUCGAAGCCUCUCGUCCCAUCUCUGGCCCUCCCAAGUAGCAGUGAGGAGGAGGAGCAGGCAGAACAGCAGGGGAAGCAGGGGAUUGACCAGCAGAAGGAAGAGCAGUUUGGAGAUGGAACAGAACAGCACAUUGAACAGACAGAGACACAAGAGGAAGAGGAAAGCAAAAGAGAUGACAGGCGGAGUAAAACAGCUGACCCAUCGCUUGUUUUGAAGGACGGAAGAGGAGGAGGAGGAGAGGUGGAAGACGUGGAAGAGGACAGAGACUCACCACCAUCACCACCACCAUCACCAUCUCCACCACAUCACCAGAAACAGAAAUACAGAGCGAAGUACUUAACACCUCCAUCCACCACCACCAUCACCUCCACCACCACCACCACCACACCACCGACCUCCACCACCAGCGCCAUCUACCGCAGCAUCUCCAAACUCCGCCGGGACUUCAGCAUAAUCCAGCGGCAACUCCUGAGCUCAGCAACACCGCAGAACGCACAGCAACUCAACAGGAAACACACGAAACGACGCAGCAGGGGAAGGAGGGAGACGGAUCACGCGCACACCAACGCACACACGCACAAACGCACACCCAUACGCGCUCUCGACCUCUCCCUUGACCUCUCGCUGACCUCCGACCCCUCCGACACGUCCCUGAACAACCCAACGCAGUGCCAAAUAGGUGACGCGAUUGGCACUUACAGAAUGGCACCCCAGACUUGUUCACCCUAUUCCAAGACACACUCUCAGUUUCCAAGGUCACCCCAGCCUAUGAAGGGGUCCGAACCAGUGCCCAAAGAGUGCCAGAGUCAGAGUAAGGCACCAUGGCACUCCAGAAGACAUGGGGGGAAAGGGGAGUGCCACAGAGCUAAAGACAGAGAGAAAGUGGAGUGGAAGCAUGGGCGGAUUGCACCAGACUCCACCUCCUCCUCCGCCUACUCUCCACCACGUCACAGAUUUCGCUCCACCUCUCCACCACACCGCCAGUACAGACACCAAUCCACGUCACCUCCACACCACCACCACCGCCACCCACCACACAGGAGCCGGGACAUGCAGACCGAGCCAGUGCCGUCCGCAGCGUCGCCUCAGCCUGUCAGGAGUGCCAGUGUGGGUGCCAGAAAUGGUCAGCCUGCAGUGCCGAAUUCUCUGGUCAUCUAUAUCCAGAAUUUCAAUCCUGCUUGUGAGGGAGAGAGUGACUGCCGACACCAACAUCGGCAAAAACAUCACCACCAUCGCAGUAGGAGAAGGGCCCGCUCACAUGACCUCUCCCACACCUUGGACGUCACCACCAGCCUGGCCAAGAACGUGUUGCGGAGAUCCGAGAGUCUGCUGUCCUCCCUCUCCUCCCUCUCCCAGCCCCCUCCUAGCCCCCAGCACCCCAGGGGAAGGAGGAACAGACCCCAGCACUCCCCCAGGCACCAUGUAACAAGAGAAUCGCACCCCAGUCAAUCCCCCAGCCCCCAGCCCCCAAGGAGAAGGACCAGCCCACAGCGCACUUCUCCAAGCCAUCUCCAGGCCCCCAGCAGCUCAGGGGAAGGAGGAACAGACCCCACAUAACAAGAGAAUCAGCCUCCAGUCAUUCCCCCAGCCCCCCAGGACACCUCGGCCACACCACAAGGUUUCCCCAGGGUGCAGGGUAGCCGUUCAGCCUCCUCGUCAUCCCAGCUAAGUCCCCCCACAGGAAUAGCUUUGGUUUGGGGUCCAGGGUUCAGGGUCGUUGAUGGCGGAGUUAGGGGAGUUGGUAGAGGUGGUGGUGGUUGUGGUGAUGAUGGUGGUUGUGGUGAUGAUGAUGGUUGUGGUGAUGAUGGUGGUGUCCCUCUCUGCCCCUCUGUGUCCCUUGAAAUGCAUGGAGUGAGGGAGGGACUGGUUAUGACUGUAAUGGUUAUGGUAGUCGCAAAAGUAGUAGUAGUAGUAGUAGUAGUAGUAGUAGUAGUAGU